GUAAACAAUGCACGCGCCAUUCAGCCAAUGAUUGACGCUGCAUGCUGUGACGGCACGUGUUUAGGCAGUCAUCUUUGACAGAGAUAUUAUACUAGACUCGUAAUUCUCUGUGAAACAGAUUGGGUUUCUCCUUGUCAGUUGUGCAGGACGUAGGGCCUGAAAAGGCCAGCUGUCUAGUCGUUUGGAUGUGAUGAAAAAGCGAAGGCCCUUGUAUACAUUGGUAUGCAUGUAAAACCCAGGUUCCGUGUAUACAUUGGCAUGCACGUAAAAGAUCCCGUGGCAGCUGGAAUUCGAUAUAAGAAUAGGCCAUAAUGUCGCUGCCCGGGCAAAAUUUGCCUCAUAGCACACUGUAUGUCAUGUACUCGUCUUCAUUAGCCCAGUCGGAGCAGAACAGUACGACAUUAAACCCCAUUUCUUUUAUUGAACAAAAAAGAGCAACACGUCGAGUUACAUUUGAAGUAUGAAUGACUCGGGUCCGGUUGAUCCGCGUACAGAAUAAAGAUACAACCUGAAAACAGGAUGCACCGGAAGUGAUUUUGGAUGAACCGUGGCCAUGUCAAUUUGUCCAAUUAAAAGAGUCAAGGAAACCAUUUAAGGCGUUUUCAGGUUUAUUUAUCACCCAAACAAUAGAAUUGUAACCUUAAACAGAAUAAUCACCUGAGUUCCACUACAGACAGUUCGGGUACACAGAAGUAAAUAAUCACCAUGGAGACUAAUGAUGUUAAAACAUUUCAUCAGUGUGUUGUAUGUGAUGAGAUUUUUCAACAACUUGAUGAUUUAGAAAAACACAAUAAAAUACAUGUUAAAGAAGAGAAAACUGAUGAUGUUGAAACAGUUCAUCAGUGUAAUUUAUGUGAUGAAGAAUUUAAAUCGGAUACUGAUUUAGAGAAACAUUGUGAAAUACAUAUUGAAGAAGAGUUGAACACUGAUAAUGAUAGUGAUGUAGGCCUAGAAUCAGCUGACAGUCGGGGUAUUUAUGUAGGCCUACUAUCAGCUGAUAGUACGAGUAUUGAUACUGAAGUAAAAAGUUAUAAAUGUGAUUUUUGUUUCAAAUCAUUUACUCUUAAGUGUAAUCUACAGAGACACAUAAAGGUUCAUAUUGGGGAAAGACGUUUUAAAUGUGAUGUUUGUAGUAAAUCAUUUAGUCAGAAAGGUACUCUACAGUCACACAUGAGAACUCACACCAAGGAUAAACCAUAUAAAUGUGAUGUUUGUGGUAAAACAUUCACCCAGAGUAGCACUCUACUACCACACAUGAGAAUUCAUACAGGUGAAAAACCUUAUACGUGUGAUGUUUGUAGUAAAUCAUUUUCACAGAAUCAAGCUCUACGGAUACACACGAGAAUUCAUACUGGUGAAAAACCUUAUAAGUGUGAUGUUUGCAGUAAAUCGUUUAGUCUGAAUGGUAAUCUACAAAUCCACACCAGAAUUCAUACCGAGGACAAGCCUUAUAAAUGUGAUGUUUGUGGUAAAUCAUUCAUCCAGUAUAAAGCUUUACAGACACACAUGAGAAUUCAUACUGGUGAGAAGCCUUAUAAAUGUGAUGUUUGCAGUAAAUCAUUCAGUCAGACUAGUUAUCUACAACAGCACAUGAGAAUUCAUACUGCUAACAAACCUUAUAAAUGUGAUGUUUGCGAUAAGCGAUUUAGGCGUAGAUAUAGUUUAAAAAUACAUGCAGAAAUUCAUGCUGGUGUCAAACCUUAUAAAUGUGAUGUUUGUGAUAAAUCAUUUAGGCAAAGAAAUAGUUUAAAAAGACACAUAGAAAUGCACACUGAUUAGAAACCUUAUAAAUGUGAUGUUUGCAGUAUAUCAUUUAAUCGGAUUAAUCAUCUACAUGGCUACAUGAGAAUUCAUACUGCUGACAAAGAUAUAGUUUAAAAAGACACACAGAAAUUCAUACUGGAUAGAAACCUUAAUAUCUGUAAAAUAAAAAAAAUAGGCCAUAACUAAAAGUAAUCUCUAUUGUAGAGAGUAUAUGAAAUAAUAGUUAUCUCCCUUGGAUAAGGAAUAAGCCAGUAUUAAUAUGAUUCAUUAACAGUUCAGACUUACUUAAUAACUGUUCACACUCAAAUAAAUAAAAUGUGUGUUUUACUUUGUGUAUAUUUAGUAAUACUUUUUUGGAAACCCGGUUCAAGUCAUAUUCCUGAAUCCCUCUCUGGACAUUGCUGGAUUGGCUUCUAAUAAUUGAGCUUUUGAAGGAGUGUGUCUAUU
Patella vulgata (common limpet) is the source of this 2211-nucleotide messenger RNA. Its product is annotated as zinc finger protein 239. The record is from RefSeq and is a predicted model, not a curated record. Gene Ontology annotation, molecular function: RNA polymerase II cis-regulatory region sequence-specific DNA binding; DNA-binding transcription factor activity. Lineage: Eukaryota; Metazoa; Mollusca; Gastropoda; Patellidae. The transcript has 2 exons. Bases 706 to 1779 code for a protein of 357 amino acids. Gene Ontology annotation, biological process: regulation of transcription by RNA polymerase II.